Molecule: messenger RNA, 1128 nt
Organism: Dendronephthya gigantea
Lineage: Eukaryota; Metazoa; Cnidaria; Anthozoa; Malacalcyonacea; Nephtheidae
Product: limbic system-associated membrane protein-like
Exons: 6
Coding region: 111-1115 (334 amino acids)
Source: RefSeq, a predicted model, not a curated record
GUACCAGGAAGUAGAUUAACAAGAAAACAUCCCUGAAAGUAGCACUUUCCUAGCCUAAUUCUUGGGUCCAAUGUGAGUGAUUUUGUUUCAGGUUAUACAUUUAAAACAAAAUGUUUCGCUUCGCCCAUGGUGUUUUUAUCUUAUUCGGCCUCAGCGGCCUGCUGUUACCAUGUAGUGGAACAGUAUAUCCACCAGCAAACGGGGCGAGGUUCACUCUUUUAAAAGGAUCAACUGCGAGAAUAUCAUGGAGAUUUGAUGGUGUAGGGACAAUUAAUGCUCGAUCUUGGUAUUUUCAAAGUAUUGACGCGUCACGAGAAGAAACAAUUGCAUUACUUCCUCGAAACAAUGUCUCUGAUAUACCACACAGCAGCUUACCUCGUGUAAAUGUAGAGGCACCAGCAACUCUGAUUUUACAAAACGUAACUGAGAAAUAUAAUGGAACGUACAGGUUUGAACUUUCCGCCGCUGGUGGAGGCGAUUCUAGCAUCGUGGUUUAUAUUGCAGUUACGGCAUCAGUGUCAGUCGGUUGUUUUCAUUACAACACAGUGAAUACAAGCGAUGAAUUUUCGUGUGUAUGCAGAGGGGAAGGUGGGAACCCCCCUGCAAAGAUCACGUGGUAUAAAGGAAACAAAAUUAUGGCCACAGGAAUUGUAGAAGCAAAAUUAAAACUCUCAAACGUUGAUAAAGACGACAGCGGAAACUACACGUGUGUUGCUGAAAGCCAUGAGAAGGCAAAAAAUGAAACAGAAAUUGAGUUGAUUGUCAAUUAUCCACCUAAAGGUACACGUUUAAAAUUUGAUUUUGAUAAUGAAACAUCAGUUACCAUAAUAUGCGAGGCUGAUGCUCUUCCUCCACCAAAGUAUGAAAUAUAUUUCAACGGAACUACUCGGCUUCGUGGGAAAAAGACGUAUAAGAUUGAUAAAGUGACGAGUAAUUUUGUUGGAAAGUAUACGUGUGUCGCAUGGAACUUGCUUGGACGAAGUUUUUCAUCUUCCCGUUUUUUACCUGUCCAAAGUAAGAUUAUAAACCUUAAACUAAUAAAUCGAAUUAAACAAUUUCCGGAUCAUUUUAGAAGGGAGAAGAGAAGAGAAGCGAGAAAUGUGAAAACAAAUUGAAUAAGGUCUUGUU